AAUUAAAUAUUUUUAAUUAUUUAACAAUAAUUAAAAUAAACAAAAAAAAUUAUUAAAAAUGGCAUUCAAACAAGUUUGUACUUCAUUGUUGGUAGCAGUAGCUUGUUGCAGCGUUUUAUCGAAGGCCCAACAAUUGAGUUAUUUAUCAGACAACAAUCAAAAUGGUUUUCCAUUCGGAAACCAAGGAUCCCUUACUUAUUUAAACGAUAAUACCGCAAAUCAAUUGCAGUCAUUGUACCCAAUCCAGGCCCAACAAUUAAGCUACUUAUCAGACAACAAUCAAAACGGUUUCCCAUUCUCAAACCAAGGUUCCUUUACUUAUUUAAGAGAUAAUGGCGCUAAUCAAGUACCUGCAGUAUACUCAGCACAGUCUGGACCAGUCAACUACAUUAACAACAUUGGAAAUCCACAAAUCCAAACUAUUGGUGCAUAUCCAAAUGUAAUUAGCAGUGUUGGACUCAUUGGAAACAAUGGAUUUGGUGGUUCCAACAUCAUAAACAACGUAAACAGUGGUUUAUCAACUGUUCAAUAUCCUGGUUAUGCACAGACCUUACCCGUUUACAAUCAAAUUGUAAGCUAUCCAAGUGCUCAACAAGUCUUACCAGUUGCUCAAUAUGUUCCACAACCAUCAAUCGUUGGAGGAUCUGUAGGAUACCCAAACAAUAACAACCAAAUUACCAAUACUCAAAGCGCUCCAGUAGAAAUCAACUUUGGAAGUCAACAACCUUGCCUUCAAAGCACCCUUAGAUCUUUACUUUAAUCUAGGAUCAAUUUAAUCUAGAUUCUAGGAUAAUAUUCAAGGAAUAUUUCCUAGAAUUGCCAUGUCAUAAAAUUUAGUGCACAAAUUUUUAUUUUUGU
Molecule: messenger RNA, 858 nt
Organism: Chrysoperla carnea
Lineage: Eukaryota; Metazoa; Arthropoda; Insecta; Neuroptera; Chrysopidae
Exons: 4
Coding region: 59-760 (233 amino acids)
Source: RefSeq, a predicted model, not a curated record